CUAUUUAAUCGAUACAAAUCAAGUCGGUUGGCUCAUUUAAAAAUUUCGACUUUCUGAAGCUUACUAAAGUAAUUUAAGCUGAAUACUUUAACAAGCAUUUGUAACUUAUUUAACGACAUUCCUUUUCAGGCGACUAACAAUACAAUUUGUUAUUCAACAAAACUCUGGAAAUAAAUUUGCCAUAUGGCAUCAUUGAGACUGCGGUUAUCGGUGCUAUUCUUUACAAUGACGUUCGGCGUACGCUUCUUCUGGCUUGCUUUUCGGCGAAGUUUGACAAUUCAGCAGUUUAAUUUGCAAAAAACUUGAAGACUUUCAUUUUUUAACAAAUUAGAAAAGCUCUGAAAGUAUUCUUUGAAAAUGUCCGAAAAUAAUGAUACAUCCAACGAAUCAAACAGCCUUGGUAGUGACUCAAUUUUGCAGGCCUCGCGUUUAACAGGAGGCGGUGUUAAUCCUAUUGUACGUUCAGGCGUAUUACGACCGUCAGUGCUUGGUCCAUCGGUUUUGGGUGCAGCAGCAUUAGGCAAUGGUAAUAACAACUCGCUUGCAAAUGCCAAUGCUAAUGCAAUUUCCAAUUCGACAGCUACAUCCAAUAAUGUCGAAAGUAACGAAGAGGAUUCAGUAAGCAGCACAACUAAUAACAAUCCAUUUAUGCGAGAAGAAAAAGAUGAAGAGGUAGAAGAGUCUGUAAAUAAUGAAGCCAUAGCUGAAGAAGGAGCUGUCGGCGGUGAAGUCUCUAAUGAUAAUAAGGCGUCAGAAGAUAAAAAAACUGCGGACGAUGAUGAAACAGAUGAACGUGUUAAUCCUUUAAGCAUGCUACGUAAAAACGGCUUGGAACGUGCAAAUCUAUUCGCGGCUGCUAAGAACUCUAUACCACUGGUGGAAAAAUCUGGUUUCGUAUUCGGUCAGAAUGUACAUGAACGUGUUGUUGGUGAGAAUAUUAAUACUGAUGGUGCGGCGAGGUCGGAAAACAAUGACGCUUGCUCAUCUACUUCUGGGGAAUUACUAUUCUCCAGUGUUAUACAAAAUGCGGCCAAAGCCGGUGAGAAUGAUAAAGGUGCUAUAUCAAAAGAUAGUGAAACUAAGACACUUACUGAUGUGGCGCGUGAAUAUGAAGAGAGUCGUGCGCAAAAACGUAAAUACGAAGAGGUGGAAACAUUCACGGGCGAAGAGAAUGAAGUUAAUAUAGUUGAUGUAAAUUGUAAACUGUUUGCCUUCGUCAAUAGCAAUUGGGAGGAACGCGGACGUGGUAGUAUGCGAUUAAAUGAUUCUAAAAAUCAACAAGAAUGCUCGCGUGUUGUGUUUCGAACAUCGGGCAAUCUGCGUCUCUUGUUGAAUACCAAGGUUUGGGCUGGUAUGGUUGCUGAACGUCCCAGUAAUAAAUCACUACGUCUUACCGCAAUGGACAACACUGGAAAAAUUAAAAUCUUCUUAGUAAUGGGACGACCUGCAGAUAUGUCUCUACUGCAUAAAGAGUUGUUGGAACGAAUCGAACUACGAAAAGCCUCACAUCCGGAGGAAUGUCGUGCGCCGGCUGAAACGAAAAACGGUAUUGAUUCGACAUCUCAACAUGAGGAAGAAUCAAAGGAAGCCAAAGCCACGGCGGUACCAGAUCACGAGGAAAGCACAGAACCAAGUCCCAAGAAACCAAUGGUUAAAGAAAGCAGCAACUAAUACACCGAUAUAUAAUAAUAUAACAAACAAAAACAAAACAAAAAAAAUUAAAAAUAAAAAGAUAAUGAAAGAAACAAUCUCUUAAUUUAUGGUUUACGAAACGAAAAAAGAAAUAUAUAUAUAAUAAGUAUUCGAAAAAUUACCGAAAAUUUCAACAAGCACAUACGAGUAUGAAUUGCUUAAAGCCUGUAAAUGAAAAUGUAGAAUGGUAAAAAUAAUACAUAACUCCAUUUAUAAUGGAAAAGGA
Messenger RNA from Ceratitis capitata (Mediterranean fruit fly), 1918 nucleotides. RefSeq names its product ran-binding protein 3 (gene RanBP3). Bases 358 to 1671 code for a protein of 437 amino acids. Gene Ontology annotation, biological process: protein export from nucleus. NCBI's taxonomy places the organism in Eukaryota, Metazoa, Arthropoda, Insecta, Diptera, Tephritidae. Gene Ontology annotation, molecular function: GTPase activator activity. Gene Ontology annotation, cellular component: cytoplasm; nuclear pore. The transcript has 6 exons. The record is from RefSeq and is a predicted model, not a curated record.